AUGCCUCCGAAAAAGAAAGGUGCGGGUAAAAAGCCUGCAGAAGUAGACAGACAGAACCUGGGGGGGCUCAUAGAAGAGGUUGAGCACCUUCGUAAGGAGCUGGAUAAGGAGAGGAAAGAUAAAAACUACUUUCAGCUGGAGAGGGACAAGAUCCACACCACUCUGGAGGUCACAGAAAGAGAGCUACAAAUAUUUAGACUAGAACUGAAAAAUUUAGACACUGAGAUAGAAGAGGAUGAGCGGUGGCAUCAAGCAGAGAUCGAGCUGUACAAGCAAAAGGCAACAUACCUCCUACAUGUACAACAAAAGACAAUCUCUAAGGUAAAAUCUAAUUUUUCCAUCUCCACUAGCCAGCGAUGGGAAGAGCAAAAACACCUAGAGACUGAGCUCAAAAGCACAAUACAUUCUACCAUGAAAAACGUGAAAAUGGAUUACGACCAUAUUAUCAAGGAGCUUGAACUGAAACAUGAGGAGGAAAAGAUUCAAACAAGGAACAAAUUUGAGGAGCAACGUGCAGAAAUUCGAGCCACCAAUGAGAAAAGAUUACAAUUGAAAGAGUUGGAGGAAACAAGGAAGGAGGAGCUCAGUGACAUAAAGGAUCAAUGGAAGCGGCACAUUGCUACGCUCAUAGAAGACCACAACAACUCUCUCAAAGCUUUAAGGGAGUGCACUACAGACAUACAGCCCACAGUGGAUAAUUGUGAGUCACUUAAGACAGCUAUGGACAAAAUGAAUAUGUCACUAAAGCAGAAAAACACUGUGAAAAAAAAUAUUUUGGAAGAUAAUAAAUGUCUUGCUGAGCGUCUCCUGAAGGUCGACAAGGACGCUGUUCAAAAAGAGCUAAAAGUCAACAUACUCAAAAGUAUUCAUUCUACCGUCUAUCAGAACUUCAAAGAAAAGCAGCUGAAUGCUCGCAAAACAGAUUAUAAAGCACUGAAACAGAAAUUCAGAAAGCUUCAAAUGGAAAGAAAUGAACUCUGCAAGUCAUUGUCUCAGGAAAUUAUAGAGAUGAAGCAUAUAGCAGGUCUGAAGAGUGUGCAGCUGGAGACAGAGCUGAAAGCCACUGAAGAUCGCCUGGAGAUGCAAACUUGUUCUAACUAA
Solea senegalensis (Senegalese sole) is the source of this 1101-nucleotide messenger RNA. Its product is annotated as dynein regulatory complex subunit 4-like. The transcript has a single exon. Gene Ontology annotation, cellular component: microtubule; Golgi apparatus. The record is from RefSeq and is a predicted model, not a curated record. Gene Ontology annotation, molecular function: microtubule binding; small GTPase binding. NCBI's taxonomy places the organism in Eukaryota, Metazoa, Chordata, Actinopteri, Pleuronectiformes, Soleidae. Gene Ontology annotation, biological process: flagellated sperm motility. Bases 1 to 1101 code for a protein of 366 amino acids.